This is a messenger RNA of Strongylocentrotus purpuratus (purple sea urchin), 1443 nucleotides long. Its product is annotated as endoplasmic reticulum junction formation protein lunapark-B. Lineage: Eukaryota; Metazoa; Echinodermata; Echinoidea; Camarodonta; Strongylocentrotidae. The coding region runs from base 141 to 1319 and encodes 392 amino acids. Gene Ontology annotation, biological process: endoplasmic reticulum tubular network organization. Gene Ontology annotation, cellular component: endoplasmic reticulum tubular network. The record is from RefSeq and is a predicted model, not a curated record. The transcript is spliced from 9 exons.
GACAAAAAAUCGCAGAAGCCGACAGUUUAUUGCCACCAGAAAUUUCUAAUAUUACUGAUUAUAUUUUCAAUUAAACGAUCCACUGGCCACUUACAAUAUUCUUCACGUUCUCUAUUUUCCGGGAUCAUAAUUGGAGGAAAAUGGGGGCCAUCUUGGCCAAGUUCCGGAAAGGGAAGACUACAGUGGAGAUAUUGGAAGGGAUCGAUAAAGACAUCGACGGGCUACUUCGAUCUAAGCGACGUAAUGUCGAACUGGAGAAGCACUAUAUGGGCAGCUUACUGCUCUACUCGGUCAUUGGAUACCUGAUAAUGGCACUCUUCUUCUAUUUCCUCUACAAUGCUACGACUUGGCUACAGAGAGUUGUUCAGAUUUUACCACUUCUUCUCUUUCCCUUCUUAAUUUGGCUGAUACGGAAAGCGUUACAUUGGUACUUUGUGAAGAGGAUCGCUAAAAAUGAUCUUGCCCUUGAAGAAUUGAGGAACAAGAAAAAGACCGUUCUAGAGGAUGUGAAGGAAAAUGAGAGUUAUAAGAAAGCCAAAGAGAUCCUUGAGAAGUUUGACCCCAGUGCGACCUUGCCACCUCUGACCCCCGUUCAGACACCAGCACUUGGGAGAGGACAAACACCAACACCAGCUCUGCGCCAGAGACCAUUCAGUGCAAGGGGCAGGGGUCGCGGAAGAGGAUCUCCGAGCAUGACCCCCAUGCGACCUUCAGCUCGUCUAGGGAACCAACCAAUGCUACAGUCACCUCAAGCUGCUAUGAUCAGGUCUCCAGGCACAGUGAGACCAAUCCUGUCGCAAGAGCAGACUACCUUUGACAAGUUGGUCGGUUACUUGGUUGGGGACGGACCUGGUAGCAGGUAUGCUCUCAUCUGCAAACAUUGCUAUUCACACAAUGGCAUGGCUCUACAAGAAGAAUAUGAAUAUCUUGCCUUUAGGUGUGCCUACUGCAAGACCUUCAACCCGUCUAAGAAAGUCCGACCUAAUGCUCCCAAGCUUCCUGAGACACCUGCUGUUGCAUUUGGAGCAAGACUGGUAGAUCCCGAGAGGAGAGGUUCUGGCUCCAAUGCCAGUGGAAGUGAAUUCAGCGGGUCUGAGACGGAAUCCACAUCCAGCCACCAGAACCAAACUGAAGAACCCACUACAACAAUGGAACCAUCAGCAGAGGUACAGAGCACAGAGGAAACUCCUGUAAAGGAGACUAUCGAGAAAGAGGAGGAGACUAUCGAGGAUGAAGCGGGAGACCAUAUUGAUGUUACUGAGAGUACAACAGAAACACCUGAAAGGAACGAAGCUCCAGAAGUAGAACAACUCAGAUAACAUUUUCUCUUUUCUACUUUAUACAGUUAACGACUCAAUUAUUCAUACCCUUACCAAGUUUGUAAUUUUUGACAGCAUGCAAACAAAUUAUUUGUCCCAAUUUAUAUUCGUUGAGAAGGUGACC